Molecule: messenger RNA, 420 nt
Organism: Cryphonectria parasitica EP155
Lineage: Eukaryota; Fungi; Ascomycota; Sordariomycetes; Diaporthales; Cryphonectriaceae
Exons: 2
Source: RefSeq, a predicted model, not a curated record
CACAACCGCGAGCUUACCCUGCGGAGGUAUCUGCUCCUACAAGAGGAGCACGAGACCAUCCGCCGGCACCUCGACGAGCUCUCCGCCACCAUAUCCUCCGGUACCACCACCAACACCACGACAUCACCAGCGCUCAGCCCGACCCGACCUGGGCACAAAAGGCUCGACUCAGCGGCGCGUAGGGCCAGCAUGCCCCAGUUCAACCUGGAUGCCGCGGCGGUGGAUCCCAUGAUGCUCGCAGAGGUGGCCAGUGAAGAGGCCAAGCUGUGCAGUAUCAACGAGGGCAUCAAGCGGUCGCUCACUGAGCUGUUGAAUUGCGAGACGGUGCGAUGUGACCAGGCCCUCCGCCAAUGGAUCAUGGCCCGCCUUCUGGAGGUCGAGAAGGAGUUACGGGUCGGGCGGCGGAGGAGGAGCUGCCCU